GAUCCCUCUUGUUGUCAUCUUGGACUACAGCACGGAGCCGGAUGCGCCGCCAUGCCGACUUUGCAAGCGAAUAGAGUAUUUAUUCACCAACCUGCUUGAGACUAGGCUAUUAGGAGUUGGCCGAGGGGGUCGGCCACACAGUUUAGGGUACAGGGUAGGCUCUUGGCGAAGACAGCCCCCCGAAAAACACCGGCUGUGUUCACUUUGGCGUCUUUGGUCGCGGCGAGCCUUGUAUUGAUGUACGGAGACUUGCGUGUUAGCCGCGCUAGCGUUAGCUCGAGUCGAGAGAGUCGGGUAGUGACAUUACGGCGGGAGGCGGGGAGGGCUGUGAGGUGAGAGACUGUUAUUUUGAUGAUCUAGAGAGGCUUCCAUGUCUGCGCCAGCACUGGAAAGUGAUAGAGAUGUCUGUCGAUGAGGAGACUGUAAAAACUGUCAGCUCCCAGGCCAGCUCAGCUCCAUCCCUGCAGCUCUCAGAAUGUACCGGAGGUUACAACGAUAUUUCCAUAAUGGCAGAGGUUUCCGCGGCCACCCCUGACAGCUCUGAUGUUGCAGCUACCUGUCCUGUGCCAACCACCGUGGCCUCACCGAAUCACACCAGCUCCUCUGAUACUUGCACCCAUCCAGAGAAUGCAGGCCAGAGGGCCAGAGGGAACGAGAAUAACAUAAACCGCAGGAACAACUUGCAUCAUUCCAAACAGCAGCAGCAGCAGCAGCCGAGGCUAACUAAACGUCGCAACACGUCAAGUUCUGGUUUCAAGCAUCCAACAUCCAACAAGAGAAGGCGGAGGGCCAACUCUGAGAGUGACUCUGUCCUGCCCACCAAUUUCCUUCUUGGUGGGAACAUUUUUGACCCGCUGAACCUCAACAGCCUGCUGGAUGAGGAGGUCAACAAGGCGCUGAAUGCAGAGACACCCAAAUCCUCCCCACUGCCAGCCAAAAGUCGAGACCCUGUGGAGAUCCUCAUCCCCAGGGACAUCACUGACCCGCUCAACCUCAACAGCGGGAUAGCAGACAGCAGCUUCUUGGUGUCUCCUUAUAAGAGUGGUGGCAGGAAGAGACACCGCAACAGACAUCAUGGUGGAGGUGGGGGUGGGGGUGGUGGUAUUUCAGCCACACAGCUUGACCUUUCAGAAUCAGGAAAAUGUGAGGUGAAAAUUGGCACCUCCACGCUGCUGUCAGGUGUAUCAGCCUCUUGCUCAGCACUAGAUGCCCCAAAAGGGUCCAGCACCUUCUCCAGUGUCUCAGGGGACUUCCACGAGUGUCAGGAGGCUGACUCAUCCAGCUGCAAGGAAGAGUCGUCUGUAUCUGCUCCCCACACCCAGAGUCGAAGUAUGGAAGACUCCUCUUCUUUCGUAUCUGGGGGAUCAAACCAGCACUCAGGCCGACGCAAACGCAGACGCAACUCUGGUAAGAUGGAGCUCCCUGUGACUCAUUCGACCCCCAUUGGGAAGCCAGGAUCCGGAGACAGGACUUGUGGCGCAGGGGCGUCGAGAAGCUCUCAGUCCUUCCACACACCGAGGAGUGGUCCCAGAACUGGGCCAGGAGGACGCCAGCAGCAGCCCCACAACCAGCAGAAGGACCAGCAGAGGAAGAAGUUCCAGUAUGGGAACUACAACAAGUAUUAUGGCUACCGCAACCCAGGCGCCAGUGAAGACCCGCGGGUACGUGUGUUUCGUCCAGAAUGGUUUCAGGGUAAAGACGUACUGGAUUUGGGAUGCAACUCGGGCCAUCUAACUCUAUAUAUUGCCAAAAUGCUAAGACCUGCCCGCAUAUUGGGUCUGGAUAUUGACAGUGAUCUGGUACAUGCUGCCCGAAAGAACAUCAGACAUUAUCUGUCUGAGCUGCAGACCCAGGAGGCCAGACGUGCAAUGCAGGAAGAAAAGAGCACUAAACAGGAGGAGAGGAAUGGAAAUGAGAGUUGCACAGGCAGAGAAAAGAAGCACAAUGAAGCAGAGAGUGUGGAUGAAAAUGGGAAACCAGUGAAAGGAGAGAGCUGCCCUGUGGAGGCUGUAAAUGACAAUGUCUCCUGUCACAUAGAUGAGGCAGGGACCCAGGGGCAGGACAGCACAACAGAGGAAAUGGAGCAGGAAGACUGUGAUUUGCCCCCUGCUGAUCACCCUGUGAGCUGCUCUUUUCCUGUGUCCCUACGGAUCUCCAGGGGGCCCAUAGCAGCACCUCCACUCACAGAAACCUCUACUGUACGGUCCGGAGAGUUCCCCUCCAAUGUGUCCUUCAUCAAGGCCAAUUACGUCCUAGAGAACGAUAAUCUGCUGUUGACUCAGCGGCCAGAGUAUGACGUCAUCCUGUGUCUGAGCGUCACCAAAUGGGUUCACCUGAACUGGGGAGACAGUGGCCUCAAGCGGCUCUUCCACCGAGUCUACAGACAUCUCCGUCCUGGAGGCCUGUUCGUCCUGGAGCCGCAGCCGUGGGAGUCCUACGCCAGGAGGAGAAAACUGACUGACAAUAUUUGCAGGAAUUAUCACAGCAUCCGCCUCAAACCUGACCAGUUUUCGGCAUACCUUACAAAUGAAGUGGGCUUCUCCAGUUAUGAGUUAGUUGGGACCCCCAAGUGUUCGUUAAGAGGUUUUCAGAGGCCAAUCUACUUAUUUCACAAAUGACCACUCCUGCCUUGAAGAUCGUUGAAUGUGAGAAGCCUCGUCCAUAUGGAGAAGGAAGCCAGCCGCCCCGGACUGCAAGGAGUCAUCUGAAGCCAAAACUGUAGUCGAGGUGCUCAUCCAGUCAUCUCCCUGGACUAUCCUAGCGCUAAUGACCCCCAACCUGAUGCACGACCAUGAUGUGUUUGAAUACCGUUGGCCAUAUGUCUUUACUUUUAUAACAAUAUUACGUGCCACAACACCACCCAUGAGUUGUAUUUUUCGUUUUGUCAUUAUUUUGUGAAAUAGGCCUAAUAGCUGAACGAACUCUAGUCACUUCAAGAGCUAAGUCAAAAUUUUAAAAAAUCAAACUUCAUGAGGACAAUUUGAAAUCUCUCUUAAACUGCACAAGCUUACGGGCCCUAUGAAGAGAUUUUGAAGUGGUUAAGGAGAUGAUGCGGAUGAGAAAUGUGCACUCCAAACAGCCCAUUCUUUUUGUAAACAUACUGUGAAAUGCUGAAUGCUCACCCUGCGCUCUGCUCAAGUGCCGGGGGCAUAUUUCCAAGUUAAUUUCUAUUUUUUUCCCUCUAUCAAAGUCACAUUACUCCCAAAGUGGAACUCAUAGUGCAGUUUAAGACAAAGUCACCGUGAUAGAUGGGAAGGAGUUUUAUAAGGAUGGUGUUGGGAAAAGUGGCGGGCCAAUGGUCAGAUCUGAUUCUGAGCUCCUCAAAUACUGUAAUGACAAAUGAGUUAGCAGUAACAGAAUAUUGUUAUAAUCCAUCAGGUUUUAUUGUACUUGCCGAAACUUCAAGUCAGCGUUUUUUGUUUUGUUUUUGAAGGCAAAUUGUCAGAGCUUUUGAAUAGGCCUGCUGAAAAAAAGUACCUAGUGUAGCACCUCUAAAUGUUAACGCCCUCAAGUACAGGAUGCACCUUCCAAUUUUUACGUUUUGGAUUUUUAGAGAAAAGUAUUUUGAGCACAGUCUCUCUGGCCUGUGUCAUUUCCGUGUAUCCGUUUAGAGUUCAAAAUGAACAGUUCAGAAAGUAACAAAUCGCUUUAUGGGCCAUUUAGGCCUUCCUGACCCCCCCAUCCGUACAAUUGGGUGCGAACAUGAGCUGUGUCGACGCCAAAGUGAUCGCUCAGAUUAGGAUCAUUCAGUGCAGCGUGACCGACGGGACUAUUUUGCAUUGCAUUGUACAUCGGUAGCGUACAGUAAACUCUCUAUGACUGAAGCCAUAGCUCUGUCUUACAUGUUUAUACAACAGCCUCCCAGAGGUGCUGAUUGAGGAAAUAAUUUGUAAAUUUAAAGUAGCGAAUACUUAUUAUUAGCAAGUUGGUACAGUACCUUCUUUGCUGUAUAAAUCUGACAUGUUCAUUGUUGUAUGUGGUCUAAAAUUGCAUCGAUGAGCUUUUCAUAUCAGUACUGAGCAGGCACAAAUUAAAACUGCAUCAGACUCACUAGAGGUGCUCCAGCUCUUUUCUAUCUUCUCAAUUAGAUCAACUUGUUCUUAAAAGUUGAAGGAAAGCAUAUGGAAAAUAAGUUAUUCCUAAAACAAUUGACUUGUACAUACUCUAGUUUUUACCAAAUGGUUAUUGAUAUACCCUUUGUAAUGAAGCUCCUAUAAAAGAGUUAUUAAUCUUUCACUCUUGUAUUUGAAAACUUGCCAAUAUGAAGUGUGUCUGUGGCCCAACAAGGAAAACAGGAGUGAGAGGUCGCUUUCUGUUGUCGUAUCCUGAUUGGUGCACCCGUACAUUCACACCUUUCUUUCUGAGUUGCUGGGACAGAAAAGCAUUUUUGGUGACUGGUUCAACUACAACUUUUCUCAUACUGGGAGGGGAGAUGAUGAUUUCAGAUAUGAGGAGUGGCACGCUUCUUUUUCAGUAAGAAAGGUUUCAGUUUUUUGUUGUCAAUAUUACGUUCACAACUGGUUUUUGUCACUUUUCAGUGGAAAAUUGUCUUGUUUUCAGACAUUUGUUCAAAAGUUUUUGUCCUAAAAUGGAUCGCUAAUCCAGCUCUCUGUAACAACAAAUGAAUAUAUACAUUGCAAAUUUCUGCUAUGUCUAUUUUCUCCUGGCAGGCGGAUAGAUGUUAGAUGAACUCCUUUCUUUCUGCUUUUUCUCUUUUUUCCAACGGGAAGGUAUCAGUUCACUUUUAAUUUGUCUUUUCUCUAAAUAGAAAUAUCUAAAAUUGAAUCUUUUUUCCAUUUAACUAUAUAAAAUGCAGUUUCAGGUUACGUUGUGAUUGAAAAGUGAAUUGGCUUCAUCCUCAGUCGGUCCGUUAGGCAGAGGGCACCAAAUCACACACCGUUCUCUUAAGCUAAGACAAUCUGACUCUCAGGCUCGGAUCAACCCACUGCUGUAAUUUCAAGGGCAUUUUUUUCCCUUUUUUUUUUUUUUUUUUUUGCAAAAUUGAGAAAGCAUUUUGUUCUUCUUGCAGGUCACAUGAUAACCAUUUUCUUCGGGAAGCAAAUUUGUUUGAAACUGUUGUGUGCUGUAGUGCUUUGCCACCUCUGUUUAGGAUCGCAGCUUACCGUCUCAGCAGUGGUGUCAUAUAAAUUUGAACCCAAUGGGCCUGACUUGUGUGUUCAGGUAGGCUGUUUCCAAGCUAAAGCAGGUCUUCGCUGGAGAUGUGAUAUUACAUGUUGUCAUAUAAUUCACCUCUUCAUGUUGAAUUUGCACUGAUAUGACUUGAGGGAAUUAAUAGUUUAGUAAAAAAAAACAAAAACAAAACAAAACAAACAAACAAAAAAAACAAAAAAACAAUUUUGCAGUUAAAGUCAAUGUUUUACAUGUACCUUAACCUGCUAGUCUCAGUUUUCUGGAAAAACUGUUGGAAUAAAAUACCCUCUCUGUCAGGGAAGCUUUUAAUUUUCAUGCCUCUGAACAACAAGAUAUAUCUGAAUGUUUCUCUGUGUUUAACAUUUUAAUUGAUUAAAAAGUGGUACCUGU
Molecule: messenger RNA, 5541 nt
Organism: Myripristis murdjan (pinecone soldierfish)
Lineage: Eukaryota; Metazoa; Chordata; Actinopteri; Holocentriformes; Holocentridae
Gene: mepcea
Product: methylphosphate capping enzyme a
Exons: 5
Coding region: 402-2618 (738 amino acids)
Biological process (GO): snRNA modification
Molecular function (GO): RNA methyltransferase activity; O-methyltransferase activity; snRNA binding
Source: RefSeq, a predicted model, not a curated record